AUGGAGACUUGGAGAGGGUGGCUUUCAAAAACACGUUUGAAGUCACGAGUUACAACAAAACAACACCAACCUACAACAUUGUAAAACACGUUUGAUGGCGAAACUGAAACUGUGUGCAUGUCUUUCAAAUUCACCACACGAGCCCGAUCCAGUUAUUGUUCUUUUCACAAUUCAAUUAGGUUGUGAGAAGCUUCAGGCGAAUCAAUUCUACGAGGUUGACAGAUUCUUAUGCAGUUGAAGAGGUAAGCAUAUUUGUUUACCUUUUCAUCCAUGUUUGGAGGUCUAGUGGCUCCUAUUAAUAGUCCACACUUGCGGAAGUCUGGAAGCAGACCGGUUGUUUCUGAUCUUGGCGCAAAUGAGGUGGAAAAUGGUGUUGAUGAAGGUUUAUUGUAUUCAACAGAGGCAAGUGAUUUGACGGGUGCUACAAUAUCAAUGAGGGCCACUGCUGUAAUUCCCUCACCUAUUUUGUUAUGGAGAUUCAAGGUACUAAUUUUCCUUGUCUGGGGCUUCAUCUGUUGCAAGAUUGGAUGGGAUUCUGUCAUGAGAAUGAGUGCAGACAAGCGGGAUUUAUUUCUAUACGAGGCAUUUUUGUAUUAUAAUCCUCUUCUUCUUGCGACUUUGAUGGUUUGGCUUUGGGGAAUCAACUUAUGGUUUUUCAGUCAAGGUUCUGUCAAUUAUGCAAAAAUAUUUGAUCUUGAUCAAAAUCAUCUGACUCACAGAGAAGUAUGGAAGUGUGCCACAUGGAUGACAGUUAUUGUUCCAACCAGUAUGACAGCAUAUAUUUAUCUUUAUUCUCAAGGAGAAGUCUCAUAUGCUGCAUCACAACCAGUUCUCUUAUAUGCUGCUGUUGUAAUGGUUUUGAUAUUCCCCUUUGAUAUCUUUCACUUGUCUUCUCGGUAUUACUUCUUAAGGACACUUUGGCGUAUAGUUUUCCCAUUACAGGCAAUAUCAUUCUCUGAUUUUUUCAUGGCUGAUAUUUUAACUUCCAUGGCAAAGGUCUUUUCUGAUUUGGAACGUUCAGUAUGUAGAAUGGUCCAUCGACAGGUUGCCACGAUUGCUUGGUUGGAAGCUGAUUCUGUUUGUGGCAGUCACUCUGUCGCAAUCCCCUUAGCUCUUCUCUUGCCUUACUUUUUCCGUUUAAACCAAUGUCUCCGGCAGUACAAAGACACGGGGGAGAAAGCUGCUCUUUUGAAUGCUUUAAAAUAUUCAACCGCUGUGCCAGUGAUUUUUCUUUCUGCCUCGAAAUAUCAUGUCUUCCCUGAAAGAUGGACAAACUUAUAUAGGCCUCUCUGGCUUAUGUCAAGUGUUGUGAACUCAUCAUACUCUUUCUACUGGGAUGUAACUCGAGAUUGGGACUUGAGUGGCUUCACUCGAAUAUUCAAGUUUAACAAGCCACAUUUGCUGUCACAUCUGUUAUAUGGAAGGAUAUGGGUUUACUUUUGGGUGAUUGGAAGCAAUCUAGUUUUGCGUUGUACAUGGACAUACAAGCUCUCUGCACAUCUUCGCCAUAAUCACAUCACAGUGUUCACAAUUGCUGCCUUGGAGAUCUUUCGCCGCUUUCAGUGGAUCUUUUUCCGUGUAGAAAAUGAGUGGAACAAGAUGAAUUCCAAAUCACACAUACAACUCUCACUUGAUAGCAUGCCAAACGAGGGAGAGAAAUUACUUCAUUCCAAUAACCACAGUGUAUAGGCUUCGGAACAUUGUUUAUUUGAGGUUUAUUUUAAGGGAUUAAUGUUUCUUUGGUUGUAAGAGAUAAUUUUAUCUACUACACAUAUAUAAAAGUGUGUAGACCCCGUGUGAGGCCAUGUGAAUAGAAAAGAGAGAAAAAGAAAACAUGGGCCCCACUGUAGAAGAUAAAAUUAUCUCCUAUUACAUGAGAAACACUAAUCCGUUAUUUUAAAUGUUUUAUGAUAGGGGUUCACAUUCCAUUUUUGUCAUCUCAACGGCUUUC
Molecule: messenger RNA, 1951 nt
Organism: Gastrolobium bilobum
Lineage: Eukaryota; Viridiplantae; Streptophyta; Magnoliopsida; Fabales; Fabaceae
Exons: 15
Coding region: 271-1689 (472 amino acids)
Cellular component (GO): membrane; cytoplasm
Source: RefSeq, a predicted model, not a curated record